Truncatella angustata is the source of this 4278-nucleotide messenger RNA. Its product is annotated as putative ABC multidrug transporter. The transcript has 4 exons. Gene Ontology annotation, molecular function: ABC-type transporter activity; ATP binding; ATP hydrolysis activity. Lineage: Eukaryota; Fungi; Ascomycota; Sordariomycetes; Amphisphaeriales; Sporocadaceae. The coding region runs from base 1 to 4278 and encodes 1425 amino acids. The record is from RefSeq and is a predicted model, not a curated record. Gene Ontology annotation, cellular component: membrane. Gene Ontology annotation, biological process: transmembrane transport.
AUGCAAUCAAUCUGUCCGGGCGAUAGAUCAUUUGGCCCUGCCGUCGUUGGUUGUCGCAACGAUUUCGACUUCAGCAUCACCUUUGAAGAAACCAUCCUGUCUAUUGUACCCUCAGGUUUAUUCAUCCUCAUUGCAGCGUGGCGAUUACAUACCCUCACUAGCUACCAAAAGCUUAUCCGAGGUCAUGCAAUUCGAUAUCUGAAAUCGGCAUCAUUGCUGGCACUUGUAGCAUUGGAGUCCACGACUCUAGCACUCGUUGCUCAACAGUUACCACGCGAUGAGGCCGGAGAUAAAGUCACCGCAGCCGCGGUCUUGACCAUAUUGGCAACAUUACUACUACUUGUUAUUUCCAACCUCGAGCACUCUAGAAGUCUUCGUGCUUCCGUGCUGAUCAGCCUCUAUCUUGUCCCGACAGUUUUGUUUGAUAUCGCCCGGGCGAGGACCUGGUGGCUUGCAUUUGGGGGGCUUUCAUGCACUGUUUCAUUCACAAUAAAAACAAUCUUCAAAUUCUGCAUCGCUGUCCUCGAGGCAGUCCCGAAGAAGCGUUGGCUCGAGGAUGACCAAAAACAGAAGGGUAUCAGCCCGGAAGAGACCAGCGGAGUUUACUCUUUGGCUUUCCUGUGGUGGCUCAACCCGCUGAUCUACUUGGGAUCCCGCAAGGUUCUUGACUCUGACGAUUUAUAUCCUCUAGAUACCCAGCUCUCCUCAAAUAAUCCACUUCCUGGGUUCAGGAAGAUGCACGAACCCUUCAAUGACAAUGCAAACAGUAUAAGUAUACUCUUUCGCCUUGUGCGAACGGCAGGAUUGGCGCUACUUGCUCCGGUUCCGGCGCGACUGCUAUUAAUUGGCUUCUCUUUCUGUCAGCCGUUCUUCAUCCAAACGCUUACCCGCUUCCUCCAAGGAGACGGAACAUUGGACAACAAUACUGGGGCAGGUCUCAUCGGCGCCAGCAUCCUCAUUUACUCGGGACUAUCCUUGUCCGCGUCCAUGUAUUGGUAUUAUCACUAUCGACUCCUCACGAGACUUCGUGCAACACUCGGCACUAUAGUCUUCGACAAAUCUCUACAUCUCUCCGAGGUCGACGACUCCGUAUUGACCGUGAUGAGUUUGGACAUCAACCGUGUCUAUGGCGGACUGCACAACAUACACGAGCUAUGGGCGAAUACUUUAGAAGUGGCCCUUGCAGCAUGGCUCCUACAAAGACAACUCGGUGCUGCAUUUGCGGCUCCAAUCGUCGUUGUGGUCGUAUGCGUCGGGCUUACGACGGGGGUAGGUAAGUAUGCUGGCAAAUGGCAAGGUGACUGGUCGGACAAGACCCAAGGCCGCGUCAAGCUUACUUCGGGCAUAAUCACACAGAUCAAGGAGGUGAAAUUGUCGGGCCGGGCUGAACAGAUGGUAGCUCUGGCACACCGUCUGCGCGAGGAUGAGCUGAACUCAGGAAGCAGAUUUCGACUUCUCGGGGUGUUCUCUACUUGUGUCGCUUUUGCCCCGAUGCUCCUCGCUCCUGUGAUCACAUUUGCCGUCACGGACAUCGGGCGCCCUCUUGAUACGUCGCAGGUCUACGUUUCUCUGGCAUACUUGACACUUCUCGCCAGCCCAUUGUCUCAGCUGUUCCAGACAGUCCCGAUGAUGCUGGCAUCCACAGCGAGCUUCAGAAGAAUCCGGGAUUUCCUGGCUCAGCCAUGUCGAGGCGUCUACGACGUGGCUCCUCCUGUUGUAGACGAGGAGGGCGUGGAGGAGUCCUUCUCAUUCCAAGAUGCAUGCCUAGGGUGGCAAGAAGGUCGAUGGACACUCUCGAAUCUUAAUCUCGCCUUUCUCGAGUCCCAGCUGUCGAUAAUUAUAGGACCUGUUGCAUCUGGGAAGUCAACAAUCUGCAAGAGUAUAUUGGGAGAAGUGCCGUUCGUUGGGGGAACCAUCAGGACUGGAGCGGCCUGUCACGAGAAAGUAGGCUUCUGUGACCAAGCUGCGUUUCUGACGCACGACUCUAUUCGGGCAAAUGUCAUCGGACCUGAGCCAUUUGAUGCUGCGAGGUAUGAAUCCAUCCUUCGAGCUACCUUGUUAGAUGUAGACAUUGCAUCGUUUCCAGAAAGAGAUGGCACUCAAAUCGGCAGUAAAGGGAUGGCCCUCAGUGGUGGUCAGAAACAAAGGGUAGCCCUGGCUCGUGCGCUGUACCUCGACGCCAAAAUCUAUGUUUUGGAUGACGCACUCAGUGGUCUCGACAUAAAAACAGCUGAUGCCGUGGUCCAGAGUCUUUUUGGUCCGCAGGGCCUCCUACGGGACAAGACCGUCAUAUGGUGUACUCAUUCUACCAAGUAUCUUUCUCUAGCGCAACAAGUCAUAGUCCUGGGAAAAGAGGGUAUGGUACAGCGUUGCGGUCCUCCGGAUCCGCAGACGUUCGAUCUCACCGAGGCAAGCGCGCCGGGUAGUAUAGAGCUCGAUGCGCAAUCGUCUACUCAUGGUUCGCCGCCUGGCCAGCCGCCCGCCACUACAGCGGUUGUCACCAAUCCGGAAACGAACAUUCUCCGAAGUCGACACGACAGUCAAGUAUAUGCUCUGUACCUCCGAGCUCUCGGCCCUGGAAUCAUGGUCCUCGUUGUCGCGACAGGCGUCCUCUUCGGCUUUUCAUGGAGUUUUGGGACAAUAUGGGUCGGCUUCUGGACCAGAAAUACGUUUGACCGGCCCGCGUCCGAUUCCCGGUCAUUCUACCUAGGCCUGUACGCUGUCUUCCAGGUCUUCGGCGUCGUCGCCCUGGCCAUGUACUGUAGUAGCACGCAGCUUCUGAUGUCCAGACGAGGAGGCUCGCAGCUCCACGCCAGGGCCAUCAGGCACCUGUUCAGCUUGCCGUUGAGCUAUUUCGGUACGGUAGACUCGGGAGUUACGACGAACCUCUUUUCGCAGGAUAUGGGCAUGCUUGACAAUAAUCUGACUUUCGCAAUCUCUAACACUUUCCUCUCCGGCUUCACGGUUGUUGGGCAGCUCGUCGUGGUAGCUGUUGCAACGCCGUUCGUGGCUGUUGGAUACCCUCUCAUUUUCGGGGUCUUGUACGUACUUCAGAACUACUACCUCAGGACCUCAAGACAGCUGAGACUACUUGAUCUCGAAGCAAAGAGUCCUCUAUACGAAAGCUCAAAAUUCCAGGAAGUGGCCACGGGAUUAAUCUCCAUCCGGGCUUUUAAAUGGGCCGGUGAUUACCAACGAUCCUAUGGUCUGCUCCUAGACAAGUCCCUGCAACCGGACUACCUACUAGAUCUCGUCCAGCAGUGGUUGUCGCUCAGCCUGAACCUGAUAUCCGGAAUCAUUGCCGUCGCAGUCACUUGCUUCGCCACGCAGAUCUCCUCAACCUCGCAUGCCGGGCUCGUCGGCGCAGGGCUGGUGUCCCUGAUGACUCUCAGCGAUCUAAUCUGUGCGACCGUGCGGUCCUGGGUGCAGUUGGAAACCUCGCUCGGCGCCGUGAAGCGGCUCAAAGACUUCGAGGGUAUCGGCCCGGAAAAGAAGCACGGCAACGAGAUGCAUCCACCGGACGGCUGGCCCAGCUCUGGUCGUGUAGAGAUCAGUGGUGUAUCGGCAGGCUACGGAGAUGCGCGGGAGAAGCCCAAUGCCCUUCAGGACGUUCGUCUCAGCAUCAUGGGCGGAGAAAAAGUUGCCAUAGUCGGCAGAACGGGGAGUGGAAAAUCAUCUCUCCUUCUUCUUCUUAUGCGGCUGCUCGACCCUGCACCGGAGACAGCUGAGAAGCUGACGAUCGACGGCAUUCAGCUCCAGCAACUAGAUCGCGAGACGUUGCGGCGGAGGAUCAUUGCCGUACCGCAAGAGACUAUAUUCCUAGCCGGCGAGGAAACAUUCAAAGAGCUUCUAGAUCCCUAUGGAAAGCUAAGUGUGGAGCAAUGUGAGACUGCCCUCGCCGAGGUAGGUUUACAGGAUGCCGUGGACGGGAUGGGUGGCUUGCACGCACCGGUCGCCAAAGACGCACUGAGCCACGGUCAGAAACAGCUGCUCGGCCUCGCUAUCGCUAUAGGCAGAAAGAUGCACCGGGACCAAACCGCUGCUCUAGAGACGGCGGAGAAGAAGUCGCGUGUAGAAGGUGGUGUCCUCUUGCUCGAUGAGGUGACCUCCAGUGUCGACCCAGAGACCGAGAAAAAUAUGCAGCUAGUUAUCUUCCGGGUCUUCAGCGAGUACACUGUGAUUAGUGUAACUCAUCAACUCAGGUUUCUGGACAGAUAUGACGCCGUAUAUAGUAUGUCAAACGGCGAGCUUACCAAAUUCGGAAACGUCGAUAAUUAA